CCCACCCCCACCCAUGACAAUACCUAGAGGCACUAAAAAAAACAAGUGUACAAAAAUAAAUAGAUAAAUAAAUAAAGUAAAAUAAAAUAAAAUAAAAUAAAAUAAAAUAAAAUAAAAUAAAUAAUGAUAAUUUGUUAGAGGUUUAGGACAGUACACCCUAUCAUCUAGGGCACUGACAUGCAUAAAACAAGCACAGGAGUUAAGCGGAAGAGUUGAACACAAAGAUAAAUCAGGGGUCCUGCGAAUGUUUCGUUUGAAAUAUUCCUGGUCAAAUAUAUACACAGUUUUAAGGUGUUUUGUAAAUCCCUUUUUAAUUUUUGAACUAUCUAUUGAUGGAUUAAUAUUUAAUUUGUAAAUUAUUUUUAUAAUUUUUUGUAUUGCCCAAUAAAAUGUAAAAUAAUGACAUUGAUCCUCCAUAGUCUUCGAGUCUCAAAAUAAAUUAAUAUAAUAAACCCCCGCAAAAGUAUUAUGGUUAAUGAAAAAGAUUAAAGCGAAAGCGGAAGUAAGUAGUUGUGGGAGUGCACCAUCUCGCUGUCUCGUUCUUCCUCUUCGGCUGAACCCGAGGAGGAGUUUACGUCACAGUGGUCGGAUACACAUUCUCCUCAGGAAGGGCACAUUGAACAUUAAUUCAUCACUGUGAGCAGAGCUAUUCUAUUAUCCCAGCAAACAUGACAGGGGAGACCACCCGAGGGUUGAGGUUGUGUCUGCAUCACAUGGCUCUGCUCCGGAGAUGCCCACAUCCCGGCUCAUCACGCCACACAACCAGAUCCUUCAACUCACUCAGGGAAGGGAAGCGCAGAGGGCUGUUGUGGAAGACACUGUUUGGCAUCUCCGUCGGCGUUCCUUUGGCAGUGGGCGUCCAGUACGCUGUGUCCGAACCCAGAGACAGGAGGAAGAUGAAGAUCGUGAUUGAAGGAUUUGGUCGCCUCUUCAGAUCUCUCUCUGUGGGAAUCUUAAUCUCUGUGGAUUACUGGUGGACCACCAAUGUGGCUCUUCGUGGCCAAGAUGAGAGCAGCCCAUCCUACUUGGCCGAGAUGUCAGCCUGCCACCAGAGGGCGGCAGAGUGCAUGGUGGAGGGAGCGCUGAGCAACGGCGGAAUAUACAUCAAACUCGGCCAAGGUCUGUGUUCCUUCAACCACCUGCUGCCGCCCGAGUACAUCCGCACGCUGCAAAUACUGGAAGACAAGGCCUUGAACAGGAGGUACAAAGAGGUGGAUGCUCUCUUCCAAGAAGACUUCAACAAAACCCCAGAACAGCUUUUUAAAACGUUUGACUAUGAACCCAUAGCCGCCGCCAGCUUGGCCCAGGUUCACAAGGCCGAGCUGUUCGACGGGACUCCCGUCGCCGUCAAGGUGCAGUACAUUGACCUCAGGGAUCGGUUUGAUGGUGAUAUUAGAACACUGGAGAUCCUGCUGGAUGUUGUUAAAUUCAUGCACCCCAGCUUUGGGUUCCGAUGGGUUCUUAAGGACUUGAAGGGUACGUUGGCUCAAGAGCUGGAUUUUGUGAACGAGGGCAAGAAUUCCGAGCGGUGCGCAGAGGAGCUGAAACACUUCAGUUUUGUUGUUGUACCCAAAGUGUUCUGGGAGCAAACCAGUAAGAGAGUGUUGACGGCGGAGUUUUGCAACGGUUGCAAAAUCAACAAUGUGGAAGAAAUUAAAAGACAAGGAUUAAGUUUGAAAGAUACUGCAGAUAAACUGAUCCGAACGUUUGCUGAGCAGAUAUUCUACACUGGUUUCAUCCAUGCUGACCCUCAUCCUGGAAACGUUCUAGUGAGACGAGGUCCUGACAACAAGGCCCAGUUGGUACUUUUGGAUCACGGCUUGUACGAAUACCUCAGUCAACGUGACAGAGUGGCCCUUUGUAAACUGUGGAGGUCCAUAGUCCUGAGAAAUGAAGCAGCGAUGGAGAAGUACUCCAACGCACUUGGUGUCAAAGAGUACUUCCUCUUCUGCGAGAUGCUGCUGCAGCGACCCAUCAACAUGCGGGAGCUGGGCCUGUCCAACAUCCUGAGCAGAGAGGAGACGACCUACAUGCGCGAAAUGGCCAGCGACCGCUUCGACAGCAUCAUGAAGGUGCUGAAGUCGAUGCCUCGGCCCAUGCUGCUCGUGUUCCGCAACAUCAACACGGUCCGGAGCAUCAACAUCACCCUGGGAGCGCCGGUGGACCGCUACUUCGCCAUGGCCAAGAGUGCGGUGCGAGGCUGGGGGAAGAUCCAGGCAGAGAAGACCGGGAUGCUGCCCAGGCUCGGGGUCUUCCGCUGGGUGAGGACGACGUGGGAGGGCUUCAAGUUUGAACUGGCUCUAAGGUGGGAGAUGGCAGCGAUGAGUGUUACGCGUUCGUUCCUGAGCGUGCUGACGUACUUUGGUCUCAUAUCUCUGGACGCAGACCUGUACGAGUACCUGAGGUAGUGUCUCACUACGAAGGAACAGAGAAUCAGGACCUACUCCAAGCACAAGUUCAUACAACCCAACAAUCAUGGAGCCUUUCACUUCUGUGGCAGCUCUAAAAGCUGCUGGUAAUGGUGCUGCUCCGGUGUGUGCUCGGUUUUUUUUACACCAAAUCAGCCUGGACUCUGGUGUCAGACAGGACUUCUUUAGAAUGGGUGAGAAUGUACUGAACUGCAGGACUGUAACACACCAAACCCAUUCCAGUUUAGACCCCCUAGAGUUUUAGAAGGUUUUUUAUUAAAUUAUUAUCCUAUAUAUUUUUUGGGUAUUUACCCAUUUCAAUUUUUUUUAGUGUAAUUGUAGUACAGCAAAUUGUUUUGAAAUUCUAAUUUAAUUUUAAGAAACUGGUGACAUCUAUUCUGUAGCAGCUGCAGCAUCAAGGCAAAACACUGAGUCAAAUUGAGUGGAAUAAUGUAAUAACUGUACACAAGUUACACACGAUAAUGUUAAGCCGCAUCCCCACUGGAGUGAGAAUUUGUUUAAAAUAACGAGUUACAUUUUAAAUCUCGUCAAAGGGGUUUCAAGUGUAAUAAACUGCAGCUUUAAUGAGAGCAAUUAUAGAUUGAUGAUUAUGAUUAAAUGUUAAUCAGUCUGUGAUACAAGAAUUGAUAUUUGUGUUGGGUUAACCCUUCCUGAUCAGUGUUACUUGGAUGAAAGAGACAGGGUUGGUGUUUUGAUUCCUCCUGAGUUCAACAAUGAGUCCAAGAAUAGUUCAGUGUCACCUAACCAAAUGUUUUUUAAAUUAUUUUAACAAUGUUAAUAAAAUGUUCUACCUCCUUCUUUAAGGCA
This is a messenger RNA of Sebastes umbrosus (honeycomb rockfish), 3236 nucleotides long. RefSeq names its product aarF domain containing kinase 5 (gene adck5). Bases 669 to 2408 code for a protein of 579 amino acids. The transcript has 15 exons. NCBI's taxonomy places the organism in Eukaryota, Metazoa, Chordata, Actinopteri, Perciformes, Sebastidae. The record is from RefSeq and is a predicted model, not a curated record.